GAGUAUCAGUAUCAGUAUCAGUAUCAGUAUCAGGCUGAUCUCUUCGGUUAACUCGCAGCAUUAACACCUUAGCCUGCCGCAUGCACCUUUAUACUGAUGCCUUCUCCGUAUCUACACGCAGGCCUGGGAAAGAAAAAAAAAAAAGAACCCUCAAAUCCCCAUGUCAAGAUUAAUACCACCUCUGCAACUUCUUGAUUCUUUUUCCUUUUCUUUUGACGAAAUUAUUUAUUCAAUAUUAAACACAAUUGUAUGUACUGUGAAUCUCACUUGAUUACGAUUCCAUUAUCUUCUUCUUCUUCAUGAACUAAAAAGACACAAGACAUCUUCUUGUGUACGUUACAUGUUUCUUUAUUCUUUUUAGAUAUCAAAUCUUUUUUUUUUUUUUUAAUCAGGAGACAAAAAUUUUGAUCGUUGCAAUGUUUUGCUUUUUCUCGUUCUCGUUCUUGUUCUUUUUCCUUUUUGUUGAAGUUUUUCUGUUAUAAUUUCUGAAAGAACUGUAUAAAUAGAUUGAUUGUUUGAAUUUAUUCAGUCUACUGGACUGAACAAAAGGUAUAAUAUAAUUCAACAUUGUAUUAGCAACAGUCACAACAGCCACAGGAGCAAGGAAAGAAGUCAUAUAUUUUAUUAUCUGUAUAAAAGACCUGAAGCAGGUGUUCAUUAAUUAUCUUAAAUGGUGAAUGAGAGGGCUCUUAAUGCCUUCAAGGCAACAAGAGCUCUGGGUAUUCCUGAUAAAGAGGUGAAACCAGUGCUGAAGAAUCUCUGGAAGGUGUUUGAUAAGAACUGGGAGCCUAUUGAAGCAGAAGAUUAUCGGGCACUCAUAGAUGCAUAUUUUGAUUCUAAGGAAAACAAGAAACCUUCAAUUUCAAAGGUAAGUCACGCAGACCCUAGAGACGACAGAAUUUCAAUUUCCAGGAGGACAUCGGUAUCCCCAGGGAAUUCCAAAAGACCGACUGUUGAAUGUGGGUCUUCUGAUUAUAGCAGAGAUCAUACUAAUCCAAUUGCCAAGAAAAACAGGAUUGAAUCGACAGAUUUUGCAGAUUCUAUUGCAGUUGUCCAUCCAGGUUCAGGAUCCAAUGGCAGUAAACACAGUGGGAGCAACUUUUCUGUAGCAGUAUCAAGCCUGGAAAAAGUCAAAAUACUGUUAAAUUUUGACUAUGCUAUCGGACAACCGAGCUUUCAAAUUCCAGAUUUCACUGCAGUUCUGAAAUUUUUGGAGGAUAAAUAUCUGGGAGACAAGUUUGUCUCAUCUCAGUUCUCUGUGACGACACUAUUGAAAGAUCUGUGCGAGUCAUAUUUAGAACUGGGUACUGUUUCCUCCAAUAGUUCUGUUGCAGAUAGCACUCCUACAGCUGGAAAAAUUAACAAUUCCCUUCAUAGAAUAGGGUCAAACGAAAGUUCUCGCAGAAUUGGUAAUUCUGAUACUAUUUUGAAAGAGAAGGCUUCAAAAUGCUCAAGGCUUUCAUAUUCUCAUAACCUGGAAAACAUGCAACAGGGAACCACUACAUAUAAUCAGAAAAGGUUCUUCCCUAAAAUAAGUGACAUAUCAAAAGGUGCAGAAAAUGUCCCAAUUUCGUUGGUAAACGAAAUAGGUGAUGAGGAGCUCCCGAAGUUCAUGUACAUGCCACAGAGUAUAAUUUAUCAAAAUGCUUACCUGCAAAUCUCACUUGCCAGGAUAUCGGACGACGAUUGCUGUUCAAGCUGUUUAGGAGAUUGCCUUUCAUCUCCGAUUCCAUGUGCAUGUGCUCGCGAAACUGGUGGAGAGUUUGCUUACACACAGCAAGGCCUUCUAAAACAGGAGUUUCUAAGAGCUUGCGAGUCUAUGAAACAAGACCCUCAAAAGGAUUACUUGGUUUUUUGCAAAGACUGUCCACUGGUGAGAUCCAAGAACGAGUAUAUGCCAGAAAAGUGCAAGGGUCACUUGGUUAGGAAGUUUAUUAAAGAAUGUUGGAGAAAAUGUGGAUGUGACAUGAAUUGUGGGAAUCGAGUGAUACAACGGGGCAUUACAUGCAACUUGCAGGUAUUUAUGACUGGUGAAGGUAAAGGCUGGGGUCUUAGAACACUUGAGGACCUGCCUAAAGGAACCUUUGUUUGUGAAUACGUAGGGGAAAUAUUGACUAACAUGGAACUGUAUGACCGGAAUUUGCUAAGCAGUGGUAGUGACAGACACACGUAUCCUGUUACACUUGAUGCGGACUGGGGCUCAGAAAAAUUUCUUAGGGAUGAAGAAGCACUCUGUUUGGAUGCAACUUUUACUGGAAAUGUUGCAAGGUUUAUCAAUCACAGAUGCAAUGAUGCAAACUUAAUUGAUAUUCCAGUUGAAGUAGAGACCCCAGAUCGGCACUAUUACCAUCUUGCGUUUUUCACUUCAAGAAAGGUGAACGCAUUGGAAGAACUGACUUGGGAUUAUGGGAUCGACUUUGAUGAUCAUGAUCAUCCUAUAGAGGCAUUUCGGUGUUGUUGUGGAAGUGAUUCGUGUAGAGAUGUGAAAGGAAAAAGGAGGCGGAACUCGACCUCAUGCAAAUGAUAUUGCAGUAAAGAAAUGAAACACUACGUGGUGAUACUAUUUGCAAGGGCUGAUAUUGUCUGCUGUUACUAGCAAGUACAAGCUUGUGAAACUUUCUACAGUCAGGAGAUAAUUACAGGUUUCAUUUGUCAGAAUUUCAUGAGGGAGCAUUUUGGUUUUAGAAGCUUCAGGUUUUUAUGCGGAAGAAUGGAAUACUGUUUUUGUUUUAAUCAGCAGCUUAACUCUUAGCAAGUGACUAUAAGUGUGUUUGGAAUUACUACUGGCGAUUAAAAAAAAUAGAUUUGAUAUUUUUCUGAUUUUAUAUAUUAGAUUUUUUAUUUUUUAUAAACUAUUUUUCUUAAUUUUGUUUUUGAAACAAGUAUCAAGUUAUCUGUAUUUUUUAGGAAUAAUUUAAAUUUUUAAAAAUGAUAUAAAAUAAAUCAUAAAAUACUUUUACAAUCUCAAUACCAAACAUGACCUAAUAUUUUGGCUAGAUUCGCUUCUGUAGUGGGUCUGUUUUCUUUUCAUCUUCUUUUUUUUUUUUUUUUAUUCCUUAGAGUUGCUUUCUUUGUUUUGUUUUCAGUUCACUUUUGCACUACUUGUAGCCCAUAUUGCCUACCAACUAUUUAGCGAUUUUAAAUUUAUAAAUAUUUAUAAAAAAUAAAUAUAUAUAUUAAAAUAAAUAAAUAUACAUGUUAAAAUAAAAUUUUAUUUAAAAAAA
This is a messenger RNA of Ricinus communis (castor bean), 3224 nucleotides long. Its product is annotated as histone-lysine N-methyltransferase SUVR4. The record is from RefSeq and is a predicted model, not a curated record. Gene Ontology annotation, cellular component: nucleus. Gene Ontology annotation, molecular function: zinc ion binding; protein binding; histone methyltransferase activity. The coding region runs from base 671 to 2524 and encodes 617 amino acids. NCBI's taxonomy places the organism in Eukaryota, Viridiplantae, Streptophyta, Magnoliopsida, Malpighiales, Euphorbiaceae. The transcript is spliced from 8 exons.